GGAGGGAAAACAAAUAGUAUUCAGAAUGACUUCUUAUUGCCUCACGUUUCUGCUGUGCAUCACUCUUGUAUCCAAACUGAAUGCUAAUUAUGUUGACAAAUUGGAGAAUCAAGAUACCCGGAGAAGCAAUGGAUACGAGAAAAGAGGCAGUGGAUGGCACUCUAGGCUAGCAGCUUGUCGCUGUGGACUCAAGACUUGUGAAGGGCAAGUAAUAAACUUAAAUCAAGCUUGCAGAACUGCCCAGGAAAACGCUAACGAAACUAUCACCAGUUUGACUAAAGACCUGAACAGCGCCAAUGAAACUAUCACCAGUUUGACUAAAGACCUGAACAGCGCCAAUGAAACUAUCACCAGUUUGACUAAAGACCUGAACAGCGCCAAUGAAUCUAUCACCAGUUUGACUAAAGACCUGAACAGCGCCAAUGAAAAUAUCAGCAAUUUGACUAAAGAAUUGAAAAUUGCCAAUGAAGCUCUCGCGUAUUGUCGAAAGAACUGGACAAAUUAUGAUGCAAUGUGCGCAUCGAAACAAGACUUUAAAAUAUAUAAACAAGACUGUCUCCGAAUGUGCCUUGCAAUUGAUAUGACGGAUAAUCAACCGGUUGACGUAAUUAAGGCAAUUUGCAAUUCAGUAGGAUCAAAAAUGGUUGUAUUGGACGCGUUUUGGAAGAAUUCUCUUUACCGAGAAGCAAUCAUUAACUACAUUGCCGAUUCGGGUCACGGACCUAUGGAUGCAUUAAUUGGAGCCAAGUUCAACGAAACCUCAGGACGUACAUAUUGGUUUGAUUCUGAUUCCCCGUUCGACUACAACGAUCUGGUCAGUAAUGAUACAGCAGGAGGCAACAACACGUGUGUCGCUUUGAAACACGCCACGCAGUAUAGAUGGGGAUAUGUUCCAUGUUCCAGAUCUCCUGGCGUUGCUGCAUGCGAAUUUUCCCCAGAGACCUGAAGUGUGGAUAUUUAUCUUAAAAUUUUAUUUUAUUUUAUUUUAUUAUUAUGUUUUUCGUCUAGAUGUCAUACUUUCGCAAUUACAAGUUCUUAUAUAUCUUCACAAAUGUUUUAAAUCGACUUAUCUUUCUUUCUGGGACAUGUAUCUUUUUCGUUUCACGAGUCUGUCUUAAGUCGUCAGUUUCAGUGAUUCUGUCUUUGUAAUUUCAGCCCAACAAGCUAAGAAAAUAAACUGUGUCCAGCCUA
Gigantopelta aegis is the source of this 1191-nucleotide messenger RNA. RefSeq lists its product as uncharacterized. The transcript is spliced from 7 exons. The coding region runs from base 26 to 946 and encodes 306 amino acids. NCBI's taxonomy places the organism in Eukaryota, Metazoa, Mollusca, Gastropoda, Neomphalida, Peltospiridae. The record is from RefSeq and is a predicted model, not a curated record.